This is a messenger RNA of Leptosia nina, 1371 nucleotides long. Lineage: Eukaryota; Metazoa; Arthropoda; Insecta; Lepidoptera; Pieridae. The record is from the annotation of a GenBank genome assembly.
AUGAAGACAUUGCGGAAUAUUCUAAUCGCCAACAAUUCAUUUCGUUAUCAUAAACGUUAUGUUUCCAAAAAUACCAAUAUCAUUAAAUCGGAGUUACCCAACGGCCUCCAAGUAGCCACUGAAGAAACGUCGAGUCCUUUAGCUUGCGUUAGUCUGUUUGCAAGAGUCGGACCAAGGUUUGAAAAUCAUGAUACUAACGGAAUAUCCCAUUUCAUAGAACACAUGGCAUAUAGAGGCUUUUGUACAAUGAACCGAGAUGCUAUAGAUAAAUAUCUCAAUGACAUAGGGGCAAAGAUGAGCGCUGCUACUGAAAGAGAAUUUCAAGUGUUCAAUGCUUUAUGCCCAAGUGACCGUGCUAGCGAUGUUGUCGCCAUCUUAGCAAAAAUCGUCACCGAAUUAGAACUAUCUGACCAAGAAAUGGACUGUGAGAGGCAAAAUGUCGUACAAGAAAUGGUAGACCUCGACCGCAACCCAAAAGCUGUUAUGUUCGACUACUUACACAAGGCUGCGUUUCAAGGGACAACGCUCGCCCAAUCUGUAGUCGGCCCUUCGAGGAAUGUGAAAAGAUUUAAUCGAGACUGCGCGUUUUUUUACAUGAAGAACAAUUACCAUCCUUUGCGACUGCUUUUGGCGACAUCCGGUGGUGUGUCCCAUUCAAGUAUCUCACAAGCUGCCUGCCAGUACUUCGGGAACAUGGUAUGUGAAGGUGACGAAGCAGCGUUCGGGCCUCGGCGUUUUACUUCUGGCCGAGUGCUGUAUCGUGACGAUUCCAUGCCUUUUGCCCACGUCGCUUACGCUGUGGAAGCACCGGGUAUGAAGAGUUUCGAUUACUAUCCACUCCUGGUCGCCAAAAACCUGGUCGGCGCAUGGGAUAAGAGUCAAGGUGGUAAAGAUAGGCAUGCAGCGUACUUGGCACAGGCAGCCGCGUCCGCUAAUUUAUGUGAGAAGUUCGAAUCUUUCUACAUAGCUUACAGCGACGUCGGUCUGUGGGGAGUGUACUUUGUAGCGCCAAAGAUGGCUAUCGAAGAUAUGAUUUACAAUAUACAGAGUGUAUGGAUGAGUUUAUGCAACACUAUGUGUAGAGGAGACAUUGAUCGAGCUAUUUGUGCAACUAAGUUGGAAUUGGCGAAACGUGUGGACGGCGCGAUCAAUUCUAGUUAUGAUAUCGGCGCGCAAUUUAUGCUGAAGAACGAGCGAACUCAGUUAUCUAGCAUGUACGAGGAAUUGUCGCACCUGAACGCUAAAAGUGUAAUGGACGUUGCUGAUUCCUACAUUUAUAACAGGCCUCUAGUAAUAGCUGGAGUUGGGCCGACGGAAGCGAUACCUGACUUUAAUAGAUCCCAAGCUGGUCAAUAUUGGUUACGCCUAUAG